ACCCUCAUUUUCUCUCUCUGUCGCCUCACUUUGAAGCUGCUCAUCCAUCCGCCGCAGGUCUUUAGUAAUGGCAGCGUCUGCCUCUUUCACUCCGUCCGUCGCCCCCUCUCCCUCCAAGACCCUAAAACCAGCUCCAAAAUCACUAGGGCUGGGGUUAGGGUUUCUCUCCUCCUCUUCCAAAACCCUAAAACCUCUCGUCUCCCGCAUCUCGACGAUCGCCCACUCCACCAAGGCAGGCGCCGCCGGCGCUCGGAUGGUCUCCAUGCCGGCGAUCAAGGCACCGACGCUGCUCGAUUUCGAGACCUCCGUCUUCAAGAAGGAGAAGGUCACUCUCGCCGGCCACGACGAGUACAUCGUUAGAGGAGGAAGGGAUCUGUUUGGUUUGCUUCCAGAUGCAUUCAAGGGGAUUAACCAGAUUGGCGUGGUCGGGUGGGGUUCUCAGGGUCCUGCUCAAGCGCAGAAUUUGAGGGAUUCACUUGCAGUGGCAGGGUCCAACAUCGUGGUCAAGGUUGGGCUGAGGAAAGGCUCUCACUCUUUUGCCGAAGCGCGUGCUGCUGGAUUUAGUGAGGAGAAUGGAACUCUGGGUGACAUUUGGGAAACUGUUUCAGGCAGUGAUCUUUUGUUGCUAUUGAUUUCUGAUGCUGCACAGGCGGAUAAUUACGAGAAAAUCUUUUCUCACAUGAAACCAAACAGCAUCCUUGGGCUUUCUCAUGGCUUUCUUCUUGGACAUCUUCAGUCUUCGGGGCUUGAUUUCCCCAAGAACAUUAGUGUGAUUGCUGUAUGCCCCAAGGGAAUGGGUCCAUCUGUGAGGAGACUGUACGUUCAGGGCAAGGAGAUAAAUGGUGCAGGAAUCAAUUCUAGUUUUGCCGUCCACCAGGAUAUUGAUGGUAGAGCUACAGACGUGGCCCUUGGAUGGUCAGUUGCUCUUGGUUCUCCAUUUACAUUUGCCACUACAUUGGAGCAAGAGUACAAGAGUGACAUUUUUGGGGAGCGUGGCAUUUUACUUGGAGCUGUGCAUGGAAUGGUGGAGGCUUUGUUUAGGAGGUAUACUGAAAAUGGAAUGAGCGAAGAUCUGGCUUACAAGAACACUGUGGAGUGCAUAACUGGAAUUAUAUCAAAGACCAUUUCAACAAAGGGCAUGGUUUCUGUGUACAACUCACUGUCUGAGGAUGGCAAAAAGGAAUUCCAAGCCGCAUACAGUGCAUCAUACUAUCCUUGCAUGGACAUUCUCUAUGAGUGCUAUGAGGAUGUUGCCUGCGGAAGUGAGAUCCGAAGUGUUGUCUUGGCUGGACGCCGCUUCUAUGAGAAGGAAGGGCUACCAGCUUUUCCGAUGGGUAAGAUCGAUCAGACACGAAUGUGGAAAGUUGGUGAGCGAGUCCGAGCAACUCGGCCAGAAGGAGACUUGGGCCCCUUGCACCCUUUCACAGCAGGUGUUUAUGUGGCACUAAUGAUGGCUCAGAUUGAGGUGUUGAGGAAGAAGGGACAUUCAUACUCGGAGAUCAUCAAUGAAAGUGUGAUCGAGUCGGUGGAUUCUCUGAACCCCUUCAUGCACGCUCGUGGGGUCUCAUUCAUGGUUGAUAACUGCUCCACGACAGCGCGAUUGGGGUCUAGGAAGUGGGCUCCUCGUUUCGACUACAUUUUGACUCAACAAGCUUUUGUGUCCGUCGACAAUGCUUCCUCCAUCAACCAGGACCUUCUCAGCAACUUCUUCUCAGACCCUGUACACAGCGCCAUUGAGGUCUGUGCACAGCUGAGGCCAACAGUUGACAUAUCGGUUCCUGCAAAUGCAGAUUUCGUUCGUCCAGAGCUACGCCAGUCUAGCAAUUAGGUAGAGGAUAUUUAGGACCCAUCGGAGACCUGCCUUCCAUUGGCAGGAGAAACUUGUUAAUCAGGACUCAGGAUUUCCUCUCCUGCUCUAAAUCAUUGGUCUAUGCAUCAUGGCAGGAACACUUCAAGAUGGAUCCUUAAGCCAGCAGUGUCCACAGUGAUGACCACGGCAUGAAAGUAAGCUCUAUCGAUGUUAGGGUUUUGUGAGUAGAGGCAUUCUCGCAGUGCACCGUAAGUUAUCAAGUUUUAUGUUUUUUUUUUUUUUUAGCUGCUAUGGUUGCAAGCGUGAAGCAAAACAUCAUCAUGCAUUAUUUAUAUCAUUGGAAGCUUUCAAUAUAGACUCCAUUACUGAUAUACAGCGUAUCCAUGGGAAUAGUGUUAUAUUGAGGUCCGUAGCAACUAUUCCA
Messenger RNA from Magnolia sinica, 2234 nucleotides. Its product is annotated as ketol-acid reductoisomerase, chloroplastic-like. Gene Ontology annotation, biological process: L-valine biosynthetic process. Bases 68 to 1828 code for a protein of 586 amino acids. Gene Ontology annotation, molecular function: ketol-acid reductoisomerase activity. Gene Ontology annotation, cellular component: mitochondrion; chloroplast. The record is from RefSeq and is a predicted model, not a curated record. The transcript is spliced from 10 exons. NCBI's taxonomy places the organism in Eukaryota, Viridiplantae, Streptophyta, Magnoliopsida, Magnoliales, Magnoliaceae.